Quercus robur (English oak) is the source of this 486-nucleotide messenger RNA. RefSeq lists its product as uncharacterized. The record is from RefSeq and is a predicted model, not a curated record. NCBI's taxonomy places the organism in Eukaryota, Viridiplantae, Streptophyta, Magnoliopsida, Fagales, Fagaceae. The transcript has 3 exons. The coding region runs from base 1 to 486 and encodes 161 amino acids.
AUGGGUAAAAACACAACUUCUAACCCCGAGGCAAAAAAGGCUAGAGCAUUAUGGGAUAAUAAUUCAAGCUGGACAACUACUUUUUGUAACCUUUGUGUGGAACAAAUUCAACUUGGGAAUAGAAAUAGAGGUGCUGCCUUUAGUACCGAAGGUGAUUGGAGAGUGUGGGAACAAUUGAAGAAUCUUGACACAAGUUUAGGUUGGGAUGCAGUGAAGGGAACGAUUCGUGCUACUGAUGAUUGGUGGGACCGAAAGUUGAAAGAAUUACCCAAAGCUAAAAAAUUUCGAGAGAAAGGUCUACAGAAUCUAGAACAACUUAAUAUAAUAUUUAGGGAUGUUGCAGCAACUGGAGUAGCUGCAUGGACCCCUUCUUCAAAUACACUCCCUCCAACAAUGCCACAAGAGGGUGCUGGUAAUUCAGAUGGUAGCUCCGAAUUUAAGGAUAAUCAAUAUGACAUGAGUUUAGACAUUGAUAGUUUGCAGUAA